Messenger RNA from Sinocyclocheilus rhinocerous, 3092 nucleotides. RefSeq names its product reticulon 4b (gene rtn4b). The record is from RefSeq and is a predicted model, not a curated record. Gene Ontology annotation, cellular component: neuron projection; endoplasmic reticulum membrane; postsynaptic density. Bases 130 to 2544 code for a protein of 804 amino acids. The transcript is spliced from 10 exons. Gene Ontology annotation, biological process: brain development; endoplasmic reticulum tubular network formation; neuron differentiation. NCBI's taxonomy places the organism in Eukaryota, Metazoa, Chordata, Actinopteri, Cypriniformes, Cyprinidae.
UCUAGUCAGUAUUCCGCUUAGUCACUUUGGCGGAGUCUGUGAACUUGAGCUGCGACGAGGCUCUGCUGCGGAAAACUGUCAGCCCUCAGCCGCAACACUCGAGUCUGGAGCAUCAAGAGCCGAUUCCAGAUGGAAGAAGCAGAUAAAGUUUCCUCCACUGCACCCGAUGGAGCUCCGCGCGAUAUCAUCAUGAAUGAAGCCGCUGCAGUCGCUCCGACACCGGCAGACGAGACGCUGCGCAGCGCGGAGGAGCAUUCACCGGAGAACACUAACCUCACUACUGCACAGAUAACUAGUGCUCCACAGAUGACUGAGGUAACUAGUGCUCCAACUGAGGUAACUAGUACUCCUGGGAUGACUGAAGAAGCUAUUACUCAACAAAGAUCUGAAGACGCCAGUGCUCCACAGAUAAGUGAAGAAAGCUUGACUACCCAGAUAGCUGAAAUAAGCAGCACUUGGCAGAUAACUGAGGAAACUAGUCUUCCAGAGCCAGCAGAAGAAAGCUGUACUCCAGCUGCUAGCGAAGAGCCUCCAGAGACCGCUGGAGCAGCACCACCCUCCUCGUCCUCGGAGCCGGAGCUGAGGGAGGAGAGCGUGACUGCGGCGCAGGAGGAGGCCCCCCGAGCAUCUCGCUCCGAGCACCGAGAGCCGUCACCGUCCCAUGAACCCGAACCCUCUGUUGCUGCUGCCAUCGCUCCUGCUCUCCUUCAGUUUCCAUCAGACCGCUGCGAUUCUCCACCCGUAGCUGCACGGGCCAGCGCUAGUCUUGCUAUGGAUCCAUUGGGACAUACGGACUCGGCAGCGUUCGACCCGGAUGUGUUGAGCCAGUCCAAUGACGACUUCAUGUUCGAAAUGAAAAAGAGUACAUUCCAGGCGUUUCCCCCCGUGAGCGACAGCCUCGAGGAGACCACCGCUGCCAGGAGAUCAGUGGAGGUGUCUGAGAGUCCGUCUCCAGACCUGGUGCAGGACGCGUACGAUGAAGGCCACGUGCCGUCAGAGGAGCUCAAACCGGAGACUGAUGCAGUCUCCCUUUCGUAUGCGCCAUCCGACCUUUAUUCAAACAUCGACACGGCAUCUGACGACCGACCAACGUCUCUCCCAGAUAUUCUCAAGUCGUCUCCGCUGAACCCUGACAAACUGGACUCGGGCUCGUCAGAAGGAAGCCCUGAUUUCAGCCCGGUUCACAGAAGUGUGGACAAUUCCCCAAAUUCCCCGUUCACUGCUAGCAGUCCCUUUGGAUUUGACUCCAAGAUCUUGCUGCUGAAGGAGAUGACCGAGGAGACGGAGGUCAGAGCUAUGGAGAUGGCCAAGCUGGAAACGGAGAACAACUCCGAGCAAAGUUUCACCGCUUUCGAUCUUGUGAAAGAGACAGAGGUGUCUCCGAAGAGCGACGACCUUCUUAAGGACAAAGAGGUGAUCAGCCAGACCGCAGUUCAGACGGCUGACAGAUUUGAGUGUCUCGGCUUCCCCGGCGGAAACACUCGAGAACCAUCUGAUUCUGAGAGUCCGUCAGCAGACUCCUUCUCCCCGGUGCUGGAUGCAGUCACGCAGGAGCGGCGAGCCAUCCAGGGGGCGAUGGACACCGCCGAGGAGGCGUCGGAGCAGGAGGUCUCAUCUGAAGAGUUUGAGUUUGUGGAGCGGCCGCCGCGAGGAGCCGCUGAGGAGUUUCUGGAAAUGCAGGAUAGCCUGGCCUUCAGUAAACCCUCAGAAAUGCCGCAGGAUGAAGACAGAUCUCCUAAACUGGAGCCUCAGGAGGUGGCAGAUCACACGCCUACGAUCAAAGACGCAGAAAAACAAAGCUCUUACCAUCUCCUCACCCAGGCGUCAGACAAACCUUCUCCUGCGAGAGGUAAAGCGGGCCUGGAGUCUGAUUUCCAGGAAAUCUCCCCAGCUCCUGUAAUCCGUCCUCCAGCGGAUAAACCCAGAGCCGAGGAGAAGGAAGCUGAAGGCAGCAUGUGUGAUCCGAGUGCAGCGGCAGUGCUGGAGCUGCUGUACUGGCGGGAUGUGAGGGCCAGCGGGCUGGUGUUGGGCUGCAGCCUCUUCCUCCUGCUCUCCCUCCUCAGCUGCAGCAUCAUCAGUGUGCUGUCCUACUCCGCACUGGCCCUGCUGUCCCUCACCCUCUCCUUCAGGACAUACAGGGGAGUCCUGCAGGCCGUCCAGAAGUCUGAUGAGGGGCAUCCAUUCAAACGGUACCUGGAUCAGGAUGUAGCUUUGUCUAAAGAUGUGGUGCAGAGGCACAGUGACGUGGUUCUGAGCAGAAUCAAUGGCGCGCUGAAGGAGCUGCGGCGUCUGUUUCUGGUGGAGGACCUGAUCGACUCGCUGAAGUUCGCAGUGUUUCUGUGGGUCCUCACAUAUGUCGGUGCCUGGUUUAACGGACUCACGCUGCUCAUUCUCGGUCUGAUUGGAGCUUUCAGCGGCCCAAUAGUCUAUGAGACACAUCAGACUCAAAUCGAUCAGUUCAUUUUCACGCUGAAGAGCCGGGUGAAGGAUGUCAAGGGCCAGAUUCAGGCCAAGGUUCCUGGAGCGAAGAAGAAGUCCGAGUGAUUCUGGAGCGGCUCUGAUCUCCACUCCUCAUCUUCAGCUCUAUCUCUGUCUCUGUCUGUCUGUGUUCCUCACUCUUCGGUUCAUUCACACGACUGCAUCUUCAUCAAGUUGCUCUGAUACUGCUUGCAGAAUAAAUGAAAUAUCUUGUUUAAUGUCUGAGAAACGUGGUUUUGAUCCUUCAGAAAAUGAAAUGCACUUCAGGUCUGCUUUCUUUUUUUAAUGAGGGAAGUGGAAGAGUACCAGUAUUGGCUUUUUGUGGCGUUUUAGUUCCUAUGACUGUGAUUUUACUUGAUUGACUGGAGUUUCUCUGUCAUACUCGGUUAUCUUAGCAACUUUUCUAGAUAUCAAGACAUCUGAGCUCCCCUGCAGGAUCAUCUCUGGAUGAACACGUUUACAUGAAGCUUCCUCAACAGAAGCUAUUGUAUUUAAAUAUAUUUAUCUGCUAAAGCGAGCAGCGUUUGUCAUGCCAAUAACUGUGAAUGAAACGCGUCCCGCUGUCUGAGCUCUGUGAAUGCAUUUUGAGAUGUUAAUGAGAACCAAUAAAGCUU